Ogataea angusta is the source of this 1014-nucleotide messenger RNA. RefSeq lists its product as uncharacterized. NCBI's taxonomy places the organism in Eukaryota, Fungi, Ascomycota, Pichiomycetes, Pichiales, Pichiaceae. The coding region runs from base 1 to 1014 and encodes 337 amino acids. The record is from RefSeq and is a predicted model, not a curated record. The transcript has 2 exons.
AUGUCCAGCAAGAAGUGCCAGGACCCGCCCGCGGCGGAUUUGCCGUCCGACCUGGAGCCCGUCGCGUCUCCGCCGAGCUCGCCGACGAUAUCGCCGUCGCUGCUGCCGCGAAUCAACGAGAAGGAGGACGACAUCGCGUGCUCGUCGGACUCUGACGUGUGGUCGCUCGGCUCAGACAGAGACAUCAACGCUCCCGAGCUUUUUGCGAUCUCCUCAGACUCGUACUUCUCGCAGCACCGAGAAUCGUUUGGCGAGCUGCGGGGACGCGCGUUGGACACACCGAUCUCGACAAAGAAGGGACGACGGGCCAGCGACCUCUCGCUGAGGUCCAACAACGACUAUGGCAACUACACAGAGAGCGACAACGAGCACACGAAGACGCCGAGCCGGCCGGGCCGUCGCCGAAGCAGCACGCCGCAGAACAAGCGGUCCGGCUCGUCGCGGUCGCGCACCAGAGACGGAGCUCCCGAAUCUGGCUCUGGAUCUGAAAUUUCGCAGACGGCUAAAAUAUUUAAAAACUUGCUCAUCCUGGAGGAGUCGCUGCGGCAGCAGAACCGGAGAGUACCAUCGGACGAUUGUGCGGCCGCGCAAGUUUGUGGUGAUCACAAACAAGGGCCUGCGACAGCUCAACAUCAGACUGGUGAAGGUGCGCGUCGGGAUGUACGAUGCUCUGCUGGUGGUGCUCAAGUCGUGCUUUCUGGUACCGAUUCGUGUGCUGAAGCUGCAGACGCUGUAUUUGUCGAAGGUGGUGCGAGUGGGCUCGGUCGCCAAGUUCCGCAACUGGCUUGUGGAGCUCGAGAUCAAGCUGGCAACCUCGAACGGCGGCGUCACCGACGUGAAGGUGGUUCUGAAUCCGCGCGUUUUCAGCACCGACAUCCGCGAGCAGUGGGAACUGUACAGAAACGAGUUCUGGAACAAGGAGACGAUGCGCCGCCGCAAAAUCAUGGUGCGCGAGCGGAAGGACCGAUAGUUGUAGGGCCACCUAAUAAUUUUCUAUUUAUCGUCCCUAGAUAA